AAAAUCUUGUCAAGAGUGUGGAUUGUCUCACACAGAACGGAGAUGUGGCUUCUGAUUCUGGUGGCGUAUUUGUUCCAAAGAAAUGUGAAUUCAGGAUGUAUGCCAACUAAAGCCGUGGAUCCAGAAGCUUUCAUGAAUAUUAGCGAAAUCAUCCAACAUCAAGGCUACCCUUGUGAGGAGUAUGAAGUUGUGACAGAAGAUGGGUACAUCCUUUCAGUUAACAGAAUUCCUCAAGGCCCAGCGCAACGUAAGAAGACAGGUCCGAGGCCAGUGGUGUUACUGCAGCAUGGCCUGAAUGGGGACGCCAGCCACUGGAUCUUCAACCUGCCCAACAGCAGCCUGGGCUUCAUUCUGGCAGAUGCUGGUUUUGACGUGUGGCUGGGGAAUAGCAGGGGGAACACCUGGUCUCGGAAACACAAGACCCUCUCCAUAGACCAAGAUGAGUUCUGGGCUUUUAGUUAUGAUGAGAUGGCUAAGUUUGACCUUCCUGCAGUCAUAAACUUUAUUUUGCAGAAAACCGGCCAGGAAAAGAUCUAUUAUGUCGGCUAUUCACAGGGCACCACCAUGGGCUUUGUUGCUUUUUCCACCAUGCCAGAACUGGCUCAGAAAAUCAAAAUGUAUUUUGCUUUAGCACCCAUAGCCACUAUUAAACAUACAAAAAGCCCUGGUGCCAAAUUUCUGUUGCUGCCGGAUAUGAUGAUCAAGGGACUGUUUGGCAGAAAAGAAUUUCUGUACCAGACCAGAUUCUUCAGACAGUUUGCUAUUUACCUGUGUGGUCAGAUGAUUAUUGAUCAGAUUUGUAGCAACUUCUUGUUUCUUAUGGGAGGAUUUAAUACAAACAAUAUGAACAUGAGCCGAGCAAAUGUGUAUGUCGCUCACACUCUGGCCGGAACGUCUGUGCAAAAUAUCCUACACUGGAGCCAGGCACUGAGUUCCGGGGAAUUCCGGGCAUUUGACUGGGGGAACGAGACCAAAAAUCUGGAGAAAGGCAAUCAGCCAACUCCCAUAAGGUACAAAGUCGGAGAUAUGAUGGUCCCCACCGCAGUGUGGACUGGGGGUCAGGACUGGCUUUCAAAUCCAGAGGACGUGAAGACACUGCUCUCUGAGGUGACCAAUCUCAUCUACCAUAAGAACAUUCCUGAGUGGGCACAUGUGGAUUUCAUCUGGGGCUUGGAUGCUCCUCACCGUAUGUACAAUGAGAUCAUACAUCUGAUGAAGCAGGAGGAGACCAGCUUCUCCCAGGGAAAGUGUGGGAUCAGGCUGUGA
Messenger RNA from Mirounga angustirostris (Northern elephant seal), 1266 nucleotides. RefSeq names its product lipase family member M (gene LIPM). The transcript is spliced from 9 exons. The coding region runs from base 43 to 1266 and encodes 407 amino acids. Gene Ontology annotation, molecular function: hydrolase activity, acting on ester bonds. The record is from RefSeq and is a predicted model, not a curated record. Lineage: Eukaryota; Metazoa; Chordata; Mammalia; Carnivora; Phocidae.